CAUCUCUGCAACAAGAUUCCCUUUCUGCACACCACAGAGAGCGAACACAGCACAGGCCAGAGGGGCAAGCUUGAGGAGCCGUGAGCUGUGGCUGGGGACAGUGCCAUGGACGCCCGCACCCGGAGGUGGCUGCUGCUUUUGGUGGCCUUGCUGAAGGGGCUGAGCCCCGCCCCAGCUGAGCAGGGGUCCACAGCCACCAGCCCUCGCUGCACUUACACCCUUGUGGUUCCCCAGCAGAAGCUCGUGGGAGCCGUGUGCUGGAGCGGAGCAAAGACCACGGCCCCUCGGCAAGACAGUGCGAGGGCAGAUGAGCUGCAGGCUCUGCAGGCCCAGCUGAGGCAGCAGGAGGCCUUAAUCAAAGAACUGAGGGAGCAGGUGGCUGCGCUGGGGGCUACAGUCAGUGAGGUUAGGGCGCUCUGUGGGGAGGCUCGGGGCGCCCAGAGGCAGACACCCCAUGGAAGAACUGAGGGGUCCCGGGGGGAUGGGCCGGCUCAGCUGGAAGGCCAGCUCACGAGUGCCUUAGCGGAAGCCCAGCGAGCCGCUGCCCAGUACCACCAGCUGGAUGCCAAGUACCGCGCUCUGGCUGAACUAGUCAACGACCAGAGCACCGUUAUCAGCAAGCUGGAGCAGCGCUGUCCGGGAGGGCCCGGGGGGCAACAGGUCUUGCUACUGCCUUCCUUGAGCCCCUCAGGGCUUGGAGGGCCGGUGGGCAAUGGCAGCCACGUCAGUGGAAGACCAGACAGGGAGCUGCAGAAGGAACAGAACAGGGUGCCUGGCCAACCACAGAGGCAGCAAGGGCUCCUGGCCUCUCCCCUGCCCACAGGCACCCCGGGGACACCCACCCAGGCAACAGGCCCAUGGCGCGAUUGCCUGGAGGCCCUAAAGGGCAGGCAGAGGAUCAGCGGGGUUUACCAAGUGAGACUGGGCCAGAAAUCAGUGCCUGUGUGGUGUGAACAGCAGCUGGAGGGAGGAGGCUGGAUGGUCAUUCAGCGGCGACAGGACGGCUCGGUGAACUUCUUUACCAACUGGCAGAACUACAAGGUGGGCUUUGGCCGGCCUGACGGAGAGCACUGGCUGGGCCUGGAGACCAUACACCUGUUGACCCAGCUCCGGGAUCAUGAACUUCUGGUGCUCCUGGAGGACUGGGGGGGCCGUGGGGUCCACGCCCGAUACGAUGGAUUCUCCCUGGAACCUGAGAGCGAUCACUACCGCCUGAGGCUUGGCCAUUACAGGGGUGAUGCUGGCGAUUCUCUGUCGUGGCAUAAUGACAAACCCUUCAGCACUGUGGACAGGGACCGGGAUUCCUACUCUGGUAACUGUGCUUUGUAUCAGCGGGGCGGCUGGUGGUACCACGCCUGCGCCCACUCCAACCUCAAUGGCGUCUGGCACCUAGGUGGCCACUAUCGAAGCCGGUAUCAAGAUGGUGUCUACUGGGCCGAAUUUAGGGGCGGUGCCUAUUCUCUCAAGAAGGUGGCUAUGUUAAUUCGGCCCCUCUGACUCCCUGGGUCUUGGGAGCAGGGCAAGGAGUCUGACUCUCUCGGACUGUGUGGCAUAUGGUGUCCUGGAUUUUGUAUGAGUU
Molecule: messenger RNA, 1579 nt
Organism: Antechinus flavipes (yellow-footed antechinus)
Lineage: Eukaryota; Metazoa; Chordata; Mammalia; Dasyuromorphia; Dasyuridae
Gene: ANGPTL6
Product: angiopoietin like 6
Exons: 6
Coding region: 106-1497 (463 amino acids)
Source: RefSeq, a predicted model, not a curated record